AUGUCUACACGUCGUGUUCAACCCUUGCAACCAUUGAAUAACGGUCAGUUAAAUUCUAGACCUAGUGCAAUCACUCCAAUAAAACCAAUUAAACUUGCAAAGGAAAACUUACAACCUACUGAAGCUAAACAACAAAAGAAAAAGAAGGAAAAAUUAUCUUCAUUAUGUAAGACUCCUCCUUCGAUUGUCAGAACCAGAACAGGUAGAGAUUAUCGUCGUGGUAACUUCUUAGGUGAGGGUGGUUUUGCUCGUUGUUUUCAAAUGAAAGAUUCAUCUGGUCAAAUAUAUGCUGCUAAAACUGUCGCAAAAGCUUCUAUUAAGAAUGAAAAAACCAAAAAUAAAUUAUUAUCAGAAAUUAAGAUUCAUAAAUCUUUAAAGCAUGCUAAUAUAGUCAACUUUGUUGAUUGUUUUGAAGAUGAUAUCAAUGUGUAUAUAUUAUUGGAAAUCUGUCCAAAUCAAUCAUUGAUGGAAUUAUUGAAAACUAGAAAACGAGUGUCUGAACCUGAAGUUAGAUACUUCAUGGUCCAAAUUGUUGGUGCUAUUCAGUAUUUGCAUUCUAGAAGAGUGAUUCAUAGAGAUUUAAAAUUAGGUAAUAUCUUCUUUGACCCAGAAAUGAACUUAAAGAUUGGUGAUUUUGGUCUUGCAUCAGUUUUACCAGCUAAUGAUUCAAGAAAAUAUACCAUUUGCGGUACUCCAAACUAUAUUGCGCCAGAAGUUUUAGGUGGUAAGCAAACUGGUCAUAGUUUUGAAGUUGAUAUUUGGGCAAUUGGUAUUAUGAUGUAUGCAUUAUUAAUUGGUAAACCUCCAUUUCAAGCUAAAGAUGUUCAAGUAAUUUAUGAUCGCAUUAAAAAAACUGAAUAUACUUUUCCUGAAGAUAAGCCAAUUUCAGACUCAGCAAAAGCAUUAAUUAAGGAUUUAUUAAGUUUAAAUCCUUUGAAUAGACCAACUGUUAAUGAAAUUUUAAACUAUGAAUGGUUUAAAGGUCCAUUCCCAGACAAGACUUAUGAAAUAAGUUUAAGUGAGACUCCUGUAGGUCUUGAACAAAUUACCAGAACUCAAUCGGCAAUCAAUUUCACUAAUACAAAGACUAAUGCUGGAAUCUAUACUCCAAGAUCUAAGAAUCCGGUUGAGAUAUUACGCUCAGAUUUGCAUUCAGAACAACCAAGAGCCUUGCUUCCAACAUCUUUGUCUCCAAAUGAUACUAGAAGCAAAUAUCAAGAAGUUGAUCCAAGUCAAUUGGGAAAACCAAGAAGAGUUAAUUUCAAUUCGAAUUUCUCGACUUCAAUUAAACGUCUCAAUCAAAUCUGUUAUGAAACAUAUCAAAAUAUGAGAAGACUAGAGUAUUCGAAAGAUACUAAUUCCUUGGAAUCAUUGGAAUUACCUCAAUGUGAUAAUCCUACUUUGAUUAGUAAAUGGGUUGACUAUUCGAAUAAGUAUGGUUUCUCCUAUCAACUUAACAACGAUGAUAUUGGGGUUUUAUUCAAUGAUGAAAACACUAUACUUAAAUUAAACAACUCAGAUAGAUUCUUAGAGUUGAUUUAUCAUGAAAAUGAAGGCUGGACAUGUAUUGAAAACUCAGUUAGUCAUCCGCCAACUCAAGCAAAGAGACAAUUAGAAAUUGUCGAUUUCUUUGCCAAAUAUAUGAAUAGUAAUUUAUCCAAAGUUAGUGAUAUAGAAAAGAGAAAAGAAACCGUCUUUUUAAGACGUUAUUCUAGAACUCCAGAAUAUAUCAUGUUUGAAAUGACAAAUGGGAAUUUCCAAUUCAAUUUCAAAGAUCAUCAUAAAAUCUGCAUAUCCAAAUUAGGGUUGGCUAUAACUCACAUAUCUCCAAAUCGUGUAACACAAACCCAGCCAUUAAUCCUGGUUUUAAAACACGGAAACUUCCCUAAUGAAGACGUUCCAGAUUGCUUGGAAAAGGUUGCUGUCAUCAGAGAUGCUGUUAAAAGAAAGGCUUUUAAAGAGACAUUAUAA
Molecule: messenger RNA, 1971 nt
Organism: Hemisphaericaspora subhashii
Lineage: Eukaryota; Fungi; Ascomycota; Pichiomycetes; Serinales; Debaryomycetaceae
Gene: CDC5
Product: polo kinase
Exons: 1
Coding region: 1-1971 (656 amino acids)
Biological process (GO): mitotic cell cycle; protein phosphorylation; regulation of protein localization to mitotic spindle pole body
Cellular component (GO): cytoplasm; spindle pole; spindle pole body
Molecular function (GO): ATP binding; protein binding; protein kinase activity
Source: RefSeq, a predicted model, not a curated record